Molecule: messenger RNA, 819 nt
Organism: Parastagonospora nodorum SN15
Lineage: Eukaryota; Fungi; Ascomycota; Dothideomycetes; Pleosporales; Phaeosphaeriaceae
Exons: 1
Coding region: 1-819 (272 amino acids)
Source: RefSeq, a predicted model, not a curated record
AUGGGUCGACUCGAUGGCAAAGUCGCAAUCGUGACAGGUGCCCACAUCCCCAUCCCACCCCAACCCCCAACCCCCAACCCCCAAACUAACACACCCCUAGGUGGCGGCUCAGGUUUCGGCGCCGGCAUCUCCAAAGCCUUCGCCGCAGAGGGCGCCAAAGUGCUUGUCGGCGACAUCAACCAAGCCGGCGGCGAAGCCACCGUAGCCACCAACCCGUCCUCCCUGGCCUUCCACAAGAUGGACGUUACUAAAUCUGCAGACUGGAAAGCCACUGUAUCAGCCUGCAUUGAGAAGUUUGGCCGCUGCGAUAUUCUGGUUAAUAAUGCGGGAUGGAGUUAUACCAACAAACCCACCACAGACGUCACGGAAGAAGAGUUUGAAAGGACGUUUGACAUCAACGUCAAGGGCGUGUAUUUAGGCUGUAACGCGUGGAUCCAACAAGCUAUCGAUCGGAAAGAAGGAGGCGUGAUUAUCAACAUCGCCAGCGUUGGCGCCACUAGACCGCGCCCAGGACUCGUAUGGUACAAUGCCAGCAAAGGCGCGAUAUGGAAUGCCACAAAGGGGCUGGCGGCUGAGUAUGGACCGCAUCAAAUUCGCGUUGUCUCAAUUUGUCCACUGGUGACUGCGACGGGGCUGUUCAGCGCGUUUACGGGCAUGGAGGACACGCCGGAGAAUAGGACGAAGUUCACGAGUAAUGUGCCGAUGGGGAGGAUUGGGGAGGUGGAUGAUGUUACGAAUGCGUGUGUUUUCAUGGCGAGUAAAGAGGCGGGGUUCAUUACGGGGGUCAACUUGGAGGUUGAUGGGGGGAGGUGUAUAUAA